UUCUCUCCCUAGCUCUUCAUCAUGGUGGACUUGUUCCUGGAUCGGGUUUUGGUGAAGAACAACUGGGACCAGGAUGAGCUUAACACAGAACGGGAAAUCAUAGGCACCUUGGAGAACAGGAUUCUGAUGCUUUUCUUCGCCUGUGCUGGAUGUGAGAAGUGCAGAGAGUUUGUCCCUAUACUCAACGACUUCUUCAAACGUCUUAAGGACCCUUUCUACAUAGAAAACCCAGCAUUGUUAGCCCUGGUCUACAUCAGUUUGGAUCAGACAGAGGAGCAACAGGAAAAGUUUCUAAAAGAGCUGCACAAAAAGUCUUUGUUCGUGGCAUUCGAGGACUCGUACAAAAAGGAGCUGCAGGCGAAGUUUGACGUGAUCAACGUUCCGACGGUGGUGGUCCUCCGGCCCGACGGAUCGAUCCUCUCCGCAAACGCCGUGGACGAAAUCUGCCGCCUGGGCGCAGCCGACUGUUUCCGGAACUGGCAGGAGGGGGCGGAGCUUGUGGAGCGGAGCUUCAUGCUCAACGAGGAGUACGAUGACCUCAACCUGCGCAGCGCCACCGACCCCGUCCGAAGGCUCAAGUACAAGACGGAGGACGACAAGAGGAGGAAGAAGUGGUGGGACUUUUGGGGGAAGGGAAAGUAUGAAGAGGAAGAGGACUAGGAGGAACGUGCUGCUGGGCAACGAGGGCCAGAGGUGGGAGAACACGACGAACCAAUGAGGAGCGAGGUCUAGAGCACGGACAGUGGACACCUUUUUUUACACUGCCCUAGGUAGGGCUGCUAUGGUUAAUAUUGAAAUCACGAUUACUUUUGAGUUUGAAAACAUGAUGAAUUUAUUCAGCAUUUCUCUCCAAAAAACACUUU
Molecule: messenger RNA, 863 nt
Organism: Gadus chalcogrammus (walleye pollock)
Lineage: Eukaryota; Metazoa; Chordata; Actinopteri; Gadiformes; Gadidae
Gene: nxnl1
Product: nucleoredoxin like 1
Exons: 3
Coding region: 22-660 (212 amino acids)
Biological process (GO): photoreceptor cell maintenance
Cellular component (GO): mitochondrion
Source: RefSeq, a predicted model, not a curated record